Molecule: messenger RNA, 2365 nt
Organism: Owenia fusiformis
Lineage: Eukaryota; Metazoa; Annelida; Polychaeta; Sabellida; Oweniidae
Source: the annotation of a GenBank genome assembly
AUGGAAUAAUUGGGCGAAGAAGUAGUGAUUAUCUUACAGUUAUCUAUGAUCAAUGAAGAAGAAUGUCAUCACCAGUAAGAGGUAGCCCGUGACAAUAUUAAUAGAAGGGACCAGAGCAACAAAGAGCUGUCUGAACACCAAGUUGAUACAUUGAGGUAGAAUUAGCAACUAUUCUUGAAAUCAUGGAUGGAAACUUAAGACUUCCAUCAUUUCAUCCAAACGUAGGUUGUAUGAAAGGGAGCGAAAAUGAAACAGAUAUUUCUACCUCAAAAGAUGAGGCCCAUUCUAUAAAUGAACCACAAAAUCGUGAAAUAAUAACACAAAGAAGAAGUGAUUAUCUUACAAUGGGAAGAAUUGAUGAAAACUGCAAAGUCUCUCUUAAUGCAUUGCAAAAUGAAAAUGACCAAUCAGAGCAGUUGGGAACGGGGGAUGAAAUUUUGACUUUAUCACAAAAUGAAGUUAAAGCAUUGAACAAAUUCCAAGAUGUCGAAAAUGCAACAAAACCACAAAGAGGCUUUUUAUCAAAUCUGAGAAAUAAUUUUUCGACAUCCUUCACAUGUAAGCUCAGAUCAAUGCCUCCAAAAACAGAAAUAACAUUUAUUCCGAGUGAUGAGUAUGACAUAAGGCCCAUGCCUCAAAAACAAGAACAAGGGAGACAAACUAUGCUUUUACCAGACAUACCUAUUUAUGAAGUCAUUGACCCAUAUAAUAUUGGUCAAAAAAGCCUGAAAAGGAAAGAAACAUAUAAAAGGGAUUUCUCCAGAAAAUGCAAGAUUUUAACGGUGUUAUGUGUUGUCAUGGUGAUGUGUAUAGUUACAGCCACUAUUGUUAUUCCUACUGUGGUGAUACUAAAAAGUAAACAAGGUGCUAAUUCAAACAUCACUGGAACAGAAUCCAGGACAUCUCCUACCCUAGUUGACAUCUCUACAAUACACCCUCCCACUCUGAAUACCCCUGUAUGGAACAAUACAAACCUGGAACUGAUUGUAAAUGACAACUUCUCAACUUUUGAUACUAACACAUGGGGUUAUGCAAUCACAGCCAGUGGAUCUGGGAAUUGGGAGUUCCAGGUUUACACACCAGAGGAGCGAAAUGUUAAUGUCACUGAAAAUAAGUUAUACAUACGUCCGACCCUAACUGAUGAUCGUUUUGGUGAAAACUUUGUGAAAACUGGUACAUUAGAUGUUACACAAACAUGGGGAGAAUGCACGGAAGUAAGGCAUUAUGGUUGUCUUAGGGCAACUGGACCUGGCAUCAUCGUCAACCCAGUUAUGUCUGGCAAAAUACACACAAAGGAAUCAUUUAGAUAUGGUCGUGUUGAGGUUAUUGCCAAGAUGCCCCAAGGAGACUGGCUUUGGCCUGGAAUCUCACUAUUACCCAAAUCAAAUGUAUAUGGUAGAUGGCCAAGGUCAGGACAGAUGACCUUGGUUGAAAGCAGAGGGAACAGAAAUUAUGGGGAGCUUGGAGUACAAAGAGCCAGGACAGGUUUACAUUGGGGAGAUAACAGAAUUCAUUUUCAUUUGCCACAAGGCAUAAAAGACCUUCCUAUGGGAGAGGCAAACUUUGGAGAAAAGUUCAUAAACUACACUCUCAUUUGGAAAUCUUCUGGGAUCCAGGUAUAUUAUGAUGAAGAGUUGAUCCUUGAUGCCCCAACACCAGCGGAUGGUUAUGCUGCUAAGGGGCUGCUAUCAGAAAACCCUUGGGAGAAAGGUGGAAAAGAUGCUCCAUUUGAUACAGAGUUCUAUCUAUCUUUAAAACUAGCAGUUGGUGGAACAAAUGGCUACUUUCCAGAUGAUGUACACAACACACCGAAACCUAAACCUUGGAGCAAUACAUAUUCUCAUAAUUCUUUUCCGCAAACUGAUUUCUGGGAUAAGAAAGGAGAUUGGCUUCCAACGUGGGUGGGAGACAAUGCUGCAUUACAGAUUAAGUCUGUGAAAAUAUGGAAGGAAAUCAAUGGAGAUAUGGGAGAUGCAUAAACAAAAUCCUCACCCUGUAUGUUGUACAUUCUUUGGAUGAAUGAUUCUCAACUGAUUUUCGAACUGUGGACUCUCCCUGUAUAUUUAAGUUCAUUGGAUAAAUCAUCCAGGAGUGAUUUUGGAACCAAGUACUUGUGACUGAAAUGUAAAGACUGAGUCACUCAAACUAUUACUCCAAGGUUGAUACAUUUAAAAUUGAAUGUAAUGACAUACCUGUUUGAGUGUGUACAUAUAAGAACUCUUGAGCCACUCUGGUUGAGAAUCUGUAAGGCUGCCUGUGCCAAUGUAAAUGUCUUGCCUGGAAUACAAACAGUAGCACAUGACAAAACUAGUUAAAUGGGAAUGGAUAAUACUUGAUAAAACACCCAUCUCUAGCAAGGUCCAAA